Messenger RNA from Grus americana (Whooping crane), 3143 nucleotides. RefSeq names its product NSF attachment protein beta (gene NAPB). Bases 188 to 1078 code for a protein of 296 amino acids. Gene Ontology annotation, biological process: SNARE complex disassembly; intracellular protein transport; regulation of synaptic vesicle priming. The transcript is spliced from 11 exons. Gene Ontology annotation, molecular function: soluble NSF attachment protein activity; syntaxin binding. Lineage: Eukaryota; Metazoa; Chordata; Aves; Gruiformes; Gruidae. Gene Ontology annotation, cellular component: terminal bouton; vacuolar membrane; synaptobrevin 2-SNAP-25-syntaxin-1a complex. The record is from RefSeq and is a predicted model, not a curated record.
GGUGUGCGUGGGUGCGCGUAGCGUGCGGCGGGAAUCGUGCAAGGGGCACCGUGCAUCCCGCACUGUGCACCGCACCAGGGAUGCGCGCACGCCCCGCCCCCGUGCACGCGCCCGCCGCCGCCCUCCCCGUGCUCGCGCCCGCCGGUGCAGCGGAGGAGGCAGGAGGAGGAGGAGGAGGCCCACCGCGAUGGACAGCACGGGCAAGGAGCGGGAGGCCGUGCAGCUGAUGGCGGAGGCCGAGAAGCGGGUGAAGGGUUCCCACUCCUUCCUGCGGGGGCUUUUCGGGGGCAACACCAGGGUGGAGGAAGCCUGUGAGAUGUACACCAGGGCUGCCAACAUGUUCAAGAUCGCUAAAAACUGGAGCGCCGCAGGAAACGCGUUUUGUCAGGCAGCCAAGCUGCACAUGCAGCUGCAGAGCAAACACGACUCGGCCACCAGCUUCGUGGACGCCGGGAACGCCUACAAAAAAGCGGACCCGCAAGAGGCCAUCAACUGCUUAAAUGCAGCUAUCGAUAUCUACACUGACAUGGGGCGAUUCACCAUCGCUGCCAAGCACCACAUCACCAUCGCCGAGAUCUACGAGGCCGAGCUGGUAGACAUUGAAAAGGCGAUCGCGCACUACGAGCAGGCUGCGGACUAUUACAAAGGAGAGGAGUCUAACAGCUCAGCCAACAAGUGUCUGCUGAAGGUGGCUGCCUACGCCGCGCAGCUGGAGCAGUACCAGAAGGCGAUAGAAAUCUAUGAGCAGGUGGGAACAAACACGAUGGAUAAUCCUUUGCUCAAGUAUAGCGCGAAAGAGUAUUUCUUCAAAGCUGCUCUGUGCCACUUCAUCGUGGACGAGCUGAAUGCGAAGCUUGCACUUGAGAAAUACGAAGAAAUGUUCCCAGCGUUCACAGAUUCACGGGAGUGCAAGCUAUUGAAAAAACUGCUGGAAGCCCACGAGGAGCAGAACUGCGAGGCAUACACCGAGGCAGUUAAAGAAUUUGACUCGAUAUCGCGGUUGGACCAGUGGCUCACAACCAUGCUGCUUCGCAUCAAGAAGUCAAUCCAAGGAGAAGGGGACGGGGACCUGAAGUGAAUCGUGCGUGGUGUUCGUGGCAUGCAGCCUAAGUAACCUGGUCUUGCGUUACAGCCAAGGACCACUGUGGGAUACGUGAUAAAAUAUCUCGCUUUAUUUUGUCGCUUACAAAUCCAAUGACUUGUGUGUUUCUUUAGUAUCCUGCUCUUUGUCGUGACACCGUGGGUAGCUGGGGAGCGACGCUCUGGGUAGCACCAGCAGAUCUUUCGGAGGUGAAAGCAGCACUUACAGGCAGAAAUCCUUUUUUCGGUGGUGUACGCGGUGAGCCCGCAGCCUGCGCUUCCCGCUGUUCUGUCCCAAGGCUCAGUACCACCGCCUCCAGCAUGUAAAUAUUUUGUCCGUGCCAGCACAUUGCAAGUAAUUGGUUCUGAUCUGUUGCCAUAUCGGUUCUGUCUUGAAACUGGCCUGUCGGAUGCACGUGGGUUUUUAAAUGAUUGAGCUUUUUUUUACUGGUGCUAGUGAAAGGCUUUGUGCCCCUCACAUAGCGUAUGCGUGUGUGUGUGUGUAUACGUCCUAUACAGAUGCGUGCAGGUGUAAAUAGAGAGCAGUGACCUAGUGCUGAAAGCGUUGCGCGUGGGGGACAGGACUGCUUCGACUGGCGUCAGCCCUGGGGCCAGUCGCCGCGAGCAGACCUAGUUAAUGGUGUAUUUUGUAUUGCAGAUCUAAACAUAAGAUGUAAGGGUCUUCUAUAUUUUCUCGGAUCUAUUUUUCCACUUGCUUUAUUUCGUGGUGUGUCCCGUCCCUCCCGCCCCGAGUAAUAAUCUAUUUUUCUAACUUUUCAUUUACACGAAGCCCCGCUGCGUCUGUACCGCAGGUCUGGUGCGCGCCAGGGCGGGCCGUGCCGUACCGUUAGUCUCUGACCUCUCUGCUGAUGGCGAAGCUGCCGCCUCCCGGGGAUGCGAUGUUACGCAGAAACCUUGGCUUAGUUCUCCUGUUGAAAAGGCUUUAGUUGUGUUUAAAAAUUCCUGCAGCCAUUUUAGAAAUGUGUUUGCAAAUGUGUGUGCCCAGGGCUUUUCCGUGCAAUGCUUCGUUUAGGGCUGAUUAAGCUCCCUGUUAUUUCACGUGGCUGCGUGUGUUAAGGAGGACGUGGGAGGCUGUGCAGUUUGCCACUCGCUGUUUCUCUCUACCAAACUGAUUUUCAGCUGCACUGCUGAGGUGUAAAGAAUGAAGAAUUAAUUAAUUAAUCGCUUUCUUUGGCUUCUGCCCAUUGUUUCUCUUGCUGCUGUGAUGGUCAGCUUUUAAUCCAGAUACUCACUGGAGUCGAACCCCAUUUGGCUAACCCGAGGGGUUAGCUCUGUUCAAGGGGUACUUUAUCUCUGCCACUGGCUUACGAAAAACCAAAAAUCGCUCCCAGUACCUGCCAAAUUAGGGUUUUUUUUUUGUUGUUUUCCUGAUCUCACUGGUCCCUUAUUUUCUGUAGACUAUUCUGAGCGAAAGGCCCCCUGCGCUGUGCAGGACUGGCAAGGCGGGUGCACGGAGACAGCCUGGGCGCCGCUCCUUCCAAGCAGCUCCAGGUUCUUCGCUCCCCGGCUCUGUCCGCAACCAAGCCCUCCCUGUAACCGAGACCGCCCUGCGGAACCGUUUCUGUGGAAUUUACCCCUUUCCUUAGUGAGCCAAGCCCCGCCGCACCGAGGGCUUUGCCUCGACCGUUGGUGAGGGGACGCGCCGGCUGCGAGGUUUGCUUUUCCCAGCGUCACGCGGAGCCCAGGCGAGUAUUUUGUGCCGGUUUUUGUUCACUUUUCCAGUUGUCAGCAUUACGCACAGUUGCAGUAAGGUGCGGAUGGAGCAAAGACCGUACCCAUGGGGUUGUGUGGUCUGUUACCGUGCUCUGGAGUAAUAGCAUUAAAAUACAAAUUGUUAGUUGUGUGUAAGUAGGCUACAGCAUGUCCUCCAGUGUAUCAGUGGUAAAUUGUGAGUUUUAAUAUGACAAUCUGCCACUCCGCUGUAUUCCCCCCCCCAAUACACAACUCUGUACUAUGAAAACUUAUUAAAGAAAUGGCCUUAGCAAAGAAUAUAAUGUUUUGUGUGAAUCUGUACACUAAUAAAGCGAAAAUCAUGACUACGA